AAUCGCUCUUACCUUGUCUACUCAACACCCCUGAGGAAGAUCUCUGCUGCCUUUACCAAACUCACCAUGAAGGUUGUGGCCAUCAUCUUUGCCUUGGCUGUCCUCUCAGGUUGCCACGGACACGUGCUGCUUCAAGAUGAGGGUAAAACUUACUGGGAAACAUCCGUGGACCAGGUCAAGGAUUACAUCAUCAACCUGAACUCCAAGGUUGAUGACACAGUCAAGAGCAUCAGAAGCUCUAGGCUGAACAGGGAACUGGAUACCCUUCUCACAGACAUUGUGGCAGAGCUAAACAUCUACAAGACUGACAUGGAAACCAAACUGAGGCCCUUUGCCGAGGACACCGCUGAGCGUGUGGGUAGGGACCUGCAGCUGCUGGGAGACAAGCUGAACGCUCACAUGAUCGAAGCCAGGGACAAGUCAGUCCAGUACACUCAGGAAUUUCAGACCAUAGUGGAACACAACGCCAAUGAUGUCAUGAGCAGGGUCAAUGCCUACACCCACAAGCUGAACAAACGCCUGUCCAAGGACACUGAGGAGAUGAAAAAGAAAGUGAACACCUACUUGGAGGAGGUAUAUUCUCGAGCGGCCCACAGAAUGGAGUCAGUGCAGGACCGCUUGGAGCCUUACCUGAACCAGGCACGGGAGCGUACAGAGGAGAAGUUCGCCGCUCUCAACCAGAGGCUGAAAAUCCACGUCGACGACGUGAAGGACAAGCUGCAGACUCGCGCCGACAACAUCCGCGAGAAGUUCGACACGACCACUGAGAACCUGCGCACCACCUUCGAUGGCAAGAUGGAGGAACUCCGCAACUGGUACCAACCUUACGCCACCAUGAUCCGCGAGAAGUUGGAGAAUCCCACCACCGCCUUGUAAAACUAAGGACAAGUUCCCUCGGUGCUUUACCUUGCAACACCUGACAUUUAGGCUGUAAUUGCGCUUUUGAAUAAGGUAAUGUUUAAGUGGCUGUAAGGCUACAUCAAAUGUCUGCAAUAAACAAAUCCACCUUUAUUCAUUUUGCAUCUCUCUAUGAAUGUAAUCUUCACAAGACACUAUUAAAGGCCAUAUGCUUACCAACGA
Osmerus eperlanus (European smelt) is the source of this 1080-nucleotide messenger RNA. RefSeq names its product apolipoprotein Ea (gene apoea). The record is from RefSeq and is a predicted model, not a curated record. Gene Ontology annotation, biological process: regulation of amyloid-beta clearance; lipid transport; positive regulation of nitric-oxide synthase activity. The coding region runs from base 67 to 876 and encodes 269 amino acids. The transcript is spliced from 5 exons. Lineage: Eukaryota; Metazoa; Chordata; Actinopteri; Osmeriformes; Osmeridae. Gene Ontology annotation, cellular component: intermediate-density lipoprotein particle; extracellular region. Gene Ontology annotation, molecular function: lipid binding.